Molecule: messenger RNA, 1242 nt
Organism: Molossus molossus (Pallas's mastiff bat)
Lineage: Eukaryota; Metazoa; Chordata; Mammalia; Chiroptera; Molossidae
Gene: GSDMB
Product: gasdermin B
Exons: 10
Coding region: 1-1242 (413 amino acids)
Biological process (GO): defense response to bacterium; pyroptotic inflammatory response
Molecular function (GO): phosphatidylserine binding; phosphatidylinositol-4-phosphate binding; phosphatidylinositol-4,5-bisphosphate binding
Source: RefSeq, a predicted model, not a curated record
AUGCCCAGCAUAUCUGAAACAAUCACAAGAGUUGUGGUCCAUGAGUUGGAUGCUGAAGGCGAUAUGAUUGAAGUCAGAAGCAUCAUUGAUGCAGACAGGUUUCAUUGCUUCUGUCUGGUGACGGGGAAGAGAAGUUUCUUGAGACGCCGAUACUGCAGUACAGACCUCACCCUGGAGGACAUACUGGAGAGAGAGGAGGGUAAAGGGCAGUUGGAUAAGCUGGAUUCUGGGCUCCAAGGUCAGUAUGAGACUAUGGAUCUGGUAGACUCAACCACGAUGUUUACAGUGGAAUUGCCCAAAGAAAUUACAGUUGAAAGGUCCUUUCAUGGGUCCCACAAACAUAAAAUCUCGAUUUUGGGGUCCAGGAUAUCCCAGCAAUAUCUGGAUUCGCUCAAGAACAGGAAGCUGAAGAGAAAACUACCCACUUCAUUUUUAUCGAUGCGCACGAGGGGAGAAGACCUGUACCUGGUGAUAGAAACUCUGCAGACAGCAAAGGAGGAAACCCUGACAAGUGAACGGCAGUAUACAUUUUGGAACCAGCUGAACUUUUGCAGUCUCAAAUAUGAACGAAAGCAUCAAAGGGCAGUGACCAUACCCUCAAAGCUGGUCCUGGGCUAUCGAAUGAAGCAGCUCGUUUUCCCCAACAUGGAAAGGAUGGAUAUUUGUUUCUCCGGAAAAACAAAAUCCUUUCCAGAAGAGAAAGAUGGUGGUUCAUCUUGCUUAGGGAAGUCCUUGAGCUUCGGGGAUUUCAGAAGCCUGAAGGAGAAGGUGCAGGACACAGUGAGAAGCCUCCAGGAUCUGACUGAAGAAGAGCGAGAUGAUGUGCUAAGCUGCCUCACUAGGUGCCUCGCGGCAGACGAGGAGCUGCAGGAUCUAGACGAAAGAGUGUCCACGGUCCUGAUCUCCGGUGAGCUGCAGAUGGAAGGCCCGGCAGGUCCUCUCCUAAGUAGCUUUUUUAAUGCUGCUGGGCUCUUGGUUGAGGCACGCAGAGAAGCCAUUCUGGAGUUCCUGGAUGCCUUGAAGGAGCUGUCUGAGGAGAAGGAGCUUAUGGCUGAGACCCUAAAGAAGGGGACCCUGCCCCUGUUGAAGGACCAGGUAGAGUCUAUCCUGGAGCAGAAGUGGAGCGAGCAGCCCGGUGAUGAGGGCUGUGACCCCGAGGCUCAGACUCUCUGUGCACUCUAUGUUGCUGUCUCCAUCCUGCUGCAGCUGAGUGAGAAGCCUGUCUCUGUGUCUUCCUGUUAG